AUGGCUUUCGCGAAGCUGGCUCUCGGCCUAGCAUUUGCCAUCAUAGGGCAAGCCAGCGAGGAGGGCGCCUUGCAGAAGGAUGAUGAGUGCAACAGCGAAGAGUGUGCAAUCUCUGAGCUGCAGCGCCAUGCCAAGAGCCUGAGUGCUGCGAAAGAGAGUCUCAACUCUUCGCAGUGGAGCAUGGGCCCUCCCGCCACACCCUUCUCCUACAACGGCAUCGAAUGGCCGACCAUCAGAGUGGGCAAGUCAGGGGUGGCUCACUUCUUCGCCAUCGGUGAUUGGGGCGGCAUGGAUGGAGCUCUUCACCCUGUCAAUGAAUGCAUCCCUCAACAUCCUACGCCAGGCUGUCGGCCCCGAAUCAUCGCCUACAGUGGUGGGCAAACGCCUGGGCCACAUGUCUUCCCGCGUACCCGGUGGAACAAGCCCCACACGGAGCUUAUAUGCUCUCACGACCAGCUCGUGGCAUGCUUCGAGGGUGGCUAUCAUAAGGGCGAACACUGCGUGCCAGGCUGCGGUUUCGUGCCCGGAGUCGACACCCAGCCACAAAUCCUGGUGGCCAAUGCCUUCAGGGCUCGCGCGUCGCUGAAGAAUCCGGACUUCAUUUUGAACGUGGGAGACAACUUCUACUGGGGUGGAAUCGAGGAGAAUUGCGGUUCUUCCAUGAACGGCAUCACCGCGACCGCCAGGCAUCAGUUCAAUUCCAUCUUUGAAGGUAUCUACCAAGGCGCCGGUCUCAGCAACAAGCCUUGGAUCAGUGUGCUCGGGAAUCACGAUUGGGGAGGUCGCCAGUUCAACAAUGGCUGGGACCAGCAGAUUGCAUACACUUGGGCUAGCAACCGAUGGAUCAUGCCGGCGCCCUACUACAGUGUGCGGGUUCAAUAUUCCGGCUUCUCCAUUGAUGUGUUUGCAAUUGACAGCAACGUCAUGGACGCCAGGACACCAGACGAAGAUCCGGAGCACAACCUCUGCGGUGCAAAGCACAACCCGCCCGGGGCCACUUGCGCUUCCGUCGGAGGCCCGGCAAGCGUACAGGACUGCCACGGCUGGUUCCAAUCGUUCUGGGCCCAGAAUAAGGAAUGGGCGUUGAGAAAGGUCCCCCAGUCCAACGCGGAUUGGCAGAUCGGCCUGACCCACUUCCCCUGCGGCCAUGAGAGCGGCUUUUAUGCGCAACUGCAUGGCAUGGGCAUGGAUCUGCUGGUGACCGGCCAUCGUCACGACCAGGAACUUCAUGAUCACUCCGGGCCAGGUGGUAUGACCUGCAUCGUGACAGGAGGUGGCGGCGGCAUCACAUCGGAGGCCACUCCCAACCCAGAUGACAGAGAGCAUUGGUAUGGAGAGGGCCAGUAUGGCUUCUACGAUUUCCAGGUCUCCAAGCAGAAGAUCUACAUUGAGUCCAUCAAUUAUGAUGGAAAGGUCCUGAAGACGGCGACUGUCUAUCCACGCCGUUGA
This is a messenger RNA of Symbiodinium pilosum, 1449 nucleotides long. The record is from the annotation of a GenBank genome assembly. Lineage: Eukaryota; Dinophyceae; Suessiales; Symbiodiniaceae.